AUGGGCAGAAGGGCGGCGCUGCGAUUUUGCACCUGUUUUCUGCCCGAGCGACAGAGAGGCCCCGCCGCCGGCACCUUCUACGGCGGCCACGGCAUCGUCGGCGCCCAGGUGCCGCUCGGCGUCGGCCUCGGCUUCGCCCACAAGUACCGCGCCUCGGACCGGAUUUCCGUCACCUACUUCGGCGACGGGGCGGCCAAUCAGGGCCAGGUGUUCGAGGCCUUCAACAUGGCGGCGCUCUGGCAGCUCCCCGUCCUCUUCGUGAUCGAGAACAACCAGUACGCCAUGGGCACCUCGGUCGAGCGCUCGGCGGCGGUCUCCGACCUGCACGAGCGGGGUGCGGCCUUCGGCAUUCCCGGCGGGCGGGUCGACGGGAUGGACGUGGCCGCCGUGUUGCAGGCGACUGAGGAGGCUGUCGCCGGCCUUAGGGCGGGCAACGGGACCGCUGCUGCUGGAAAUGAUGACCUACCGCUACGCGGCCACUCGAUGUCCGAUCCGGCGAAAUACCGGAGCCGCGAGGAGGUCAGCAAGAUGCGCAAGGAGCGGGAUGCGAUCGAGCAAGCCCGCCAGCCCUGCUCGACGGCGGCCAUGCCGACGAGGACGCGCUGA
Messenger RNA from Geodia barretti, 606 nucleotides. The record is from the annotation of a GenBank genome assembly. Lineage: Eukaryota; Metazoa; Porifera; Demospongiae; Tetractinellida; Geodiidae.